Molecule: messenger RNA, 2048 nt
Organism: Osmia bicornis bicornis
Lineage: Eukaryota; Metazoa; Arthropoda; Insecta; Hymenoptera; Megachilidae
Gene: Adk2
Product: adenosine kinase 2-like
Exons: 5
Coding region: 989-1990 (333 amino acids)
Biological process (GO): purine ribonucleoside salvage
Cellular component (GO): cytosol; nucleus
Molecular function (GO): adenosine kinase activity
Source: RefSeq, a predicted model, not a curated record
GUAACCGUAACCGUAACCGUAAACGCAAACGCAAACGCAAAGUCCAAGUCCUUUUCUUUCUUUAUUUUCCUCUUAUACACAUCUUCCAAGUAUCGAAACGUGCGAUAACAAGAUUCGCCGCUUUAUACGCUAAAUCGAUUCUCGUUAAACAAUUUCGUUCUCAUAUUUUUUUUUUUAUUUACCAAUCAUUUCACCACCGUACAAAUUUUUAUUCCUUUAUUUUUUUCAUUUCAUCUUUUUCCUUUUCACGUUACAAUAAACGUGUACAAAGGAUGCGUCACGCGUAUUACGGUAAACACGCGUAUUGCACGCCGUCAAAGUGUCGUGUAUUUAAUUGUACAAAUUUUAGAACGGUAAGUAGAGUAGAGGAGUUGAUAAAUAUUUCGCAAAAAAAUAAAUAAUAAAAACUAAGAAAAGAAAAGAAAAGAAAAGAAAAGAAAAGAAAAGAAAAGAAAAGAACAAUUGUUACGUCUUUUUAUGCGAUAGUGUUUUUGCAAAAAAUUUUCAACGGUAUUAAACGAUAAGAAUUCUUUGCCGCAUGUGAUUUGUAACGUACAUACGUAUGUAGAAUAGUAUGAUACGCAUCCCCAUCAUUUACCGCGUAAAGUUUCGUCAGAUAUCAAAGUGGAAAAAGAUCAGUCAACUAAGUAUUGGCUGUAUCGUUGUUUCUUCGAUGAAAUAGGAUAAAUUAAAUAACAUUAUUUCUUUUUAGUCCAAUUGAACAAACCGAACAACGAUUAUGUAUUAUCGCGUAUUUACAUGAACAAGAAAGCGAAUCGUUUUACUGAAUAGUUUUAUUUGUCAAGUAUACGGUGUUGAAAUCGAAUUCGAUACAGGUACAAAGUAUUUUUAUUUUUAGUUUAUGCUCAAUGUUAAUUUAACAGCCCGCCCGUCCACGGACCGCAUAUGUAAUAAGCGGUGUUUUUACAAACGUCUUGCGUCUUGCGUCUAUGUAAUUUUUUAAAGCAGAGAAGGUCUACUGCUAGGCAUGGGUAAUCCCCUUCUUGAUAUUUCAGCAACUGUAGAUGACGAUUUUUUGAAAAAGUACCAGUUAAAUUCUAACGAUGCUAUUCUUGCUCAAGAGAAACACAAACCCAUGUACGAUGAAUUAAUCGAACAAUACAAGGCAAACUUUAUCGCCGGAGGUUCUGUACAAAAUACUAUGAGAGUAGCACAAUGGUUUCUGGAAAAACCAAGAGUUGCCACUUACAUGGGAUGCGUCGGAGUAGAUAAAUAUUCAAAAAUUUUAGAGGAGAAAGCAAGAGCGGAUGGCUUGAACGUUCGCUAUCAAUAUACGAAUAAAGAAUCUACUGGUACCUGUGCAGUUCUUAUUACUGGAAACGAACGAUCUUUGUGCGCCAAUUUGGCUGCUGCCAAUUGCUUUUCGCUUUCGCAUAUAGAAGAAGCUGAAAAUAAAAAGUUUCUACAAGCAGCGGAGUAUAUUUAUGUUUCAGGCUUCUUCUUAACCGUAAGUCCAGAAACGAUCCAAGCAGUUGCUCAACAUUCUUACGAAAGAAAUAAAAUGUUUAUGAUGAAUCUUAGCGCACCUUUUUUGUGUGAAUUUUAUAAGGAGCCUAUGCUAGCGGCUCUUCCAUACGUCGAUAUUUUAUUUGGUAACGAGAUAGAAGCGGACACGUUUGCAAAAAUAAACGAUUUUCAAACAACUGAUAGAAAAGAAAUUGCAUUGAAACUGUCGCAAAUGAAAAAAAUGAACGAGAAGAGGAAAAGAAUUGUAGUGAUAACGCAAGGUGCCGACAAUAUAUUAGUAGCCAAAGAUCACCAAUUACUGGAAUUUCCUGCUAUUAAACUACCAAAAGAGAAAGUUGUCGACACAAAUGGAGCAGGGGAUGCUUUUGUUGGAGGUUUCUUGGCUCAACUUAUACAAGGGAAAGACAUUGAAGUUUGCGUUAAAUGUGGUAUUUGGGCUGCAACGCAAAUUGUACAAAGAUCUGGAUGUACUUACGAAGGAAAACCUACCUUUGCUCUUUGAUGCCUCUUAAUCAGUUAGUAACUGUGAAUUUUGUACUUAAUAAACACACUUUAGCGUU